Molecule: messenger RNA, 1506 nt
Organism: Aspergillus saccharolyticus JOP 1030-1
Lineage: Eukaryota; Fungi; Ascomycota; Eurotiomycetes; Eurotiales; Aspergillaceae
Gene: gprM
Product: protein gprM
Exons: 5
Coding region: 1-1506 (501 amino acids)
Source: RefSeq, a predicted model, not a curated record
AUGAGCAACUCGACAUUAUACGGAUUAUGUCCGACUCCCUUUUACCAGGAGUCCCUGUUCCCGUCUACCGGUGGAUUCAUUGAUGGACGUUACUGUGAAACACUCUCCACGACAGGAGGCAACAUCUCUUGCUGUCUGCCAUGUCCGUUGGCAUCAUGGACAUACGGUGAUGAUUUGAUCCACAAAACCGAGGCCGCAGGCUGGCUCGGAGUCGCGAUUCUGCCUCUUUGUAUCUUCCUCCUGAUCUCAUAUGCGGUUCUUCCUGCCAAAUGGACGAAUCGGCACUAUCUGAGUAUUUGUUUCACGCUGGGAAUCUGCUGCAUUGAGAUUGCUUUUAUCAUCCCUCUCGGGAUCAAGCCGGAGCAGUGUCAUAACGCAAUCACGCCGAAUGACAUGUACUCGGAUAUAUCGUGUGCAUUUACCGGCUCAUUACUGCUGUUUGGCGGCUGGGUCGCUGUCACAUUCAGUUUUAUCCGUACUCUGGCUUUCCACCUGCAAGUGUGUUGGGAGGUGAUUCUCGGGAGGAAGUUCAUGUGGAGCGCAUUCGUCUUCGGUUGGGGCAUCCCGGUCAUUGGACUGACCGUCAUGCUGUGCUUGACGGGGGUGUCGUACCGGUUCGGAGGGACGUGCCAUAUCAAUGUCCACCACAGCAACCAGGAUUAUUGGGCGCCCGUGAUGGCCUUCGCCGCGGCCGCGCUGGUCCUGCAGUUGGCCACGAUGCUGUACUGCAUCCACGUCUACGUCAAAUCCGUCUUCGACAAGAACCCGACGACCAACAGCUCGGGGCUUCCCUCCUACAGCGCCAGCGUGCGCACCAUGACCGCCCGGCAGGCGUACCGUCGCAUCCGACGCGUCAUCCAGCUCCAGUGGCGCAGCAUCACCCUGGUCCUGGUCAUCAUCGGCAAUGUCAUCUUCUUCGCGGUCGUCUUCAUCAAGAUGGACAACAAACUGACCCCGACCCCUGCCAACGCCGAGCGGGCCCUCCCCUGGCUAGAGUGUCUGGUCACCACCGGGGGCCACAAGCCGGACUGUUUCUCGCAGCUGAGCGGCGUGAUGCCCAACCAGGCGACCCUCCUGGCCGUGCUCAUCCUGCUGUCGCUCGUCGGCUUCUGGAACUUCAUCUUGUUCGCGCGCCCCUCGAUGUUUUUGGGAUGGGCCGACCUCUUCAAGACCAAAGUCACCCACCCCCACGAGUUCGUCUCCGUAGACGCCCGCCGCACCCCGGACUCGCGCGCCUACGAGAUGCUGGACAGCUCCGGCCUCCCCGCUUUCAAUAAGACCCCGGCGCCGGUGACGGUGACCACCAUCCGCUCGCCGAGCCCCGCCCGCACCUCCGGCGCCCGGAGCCCCGAGAACGACCUUUACAAUGGCCGUGAGGCGCGCUACGUGAGCCCGACGAUGAGUUUCUCCUCGCCGCGACCGCCGAGUGCCUCGCAGGCCCACGGCCGCGAGUGGGAUCCGCAGGCGACCUAUGCGCCCGGACACACACAUAAUGGAUCACAGUGA